GUCUUUGCGCAUAUGCAGCCGUGGUACUGGCGUCAAGACGGGCGUUGGGCUUGUCUUGGCGGCUCUUGGGAUCACAGUGUGGAGAACCGUCCCUGAAAACAGCUUUGCGGAAACAGGCAGGCGGCUAUUCUCUGGGCACUUGCCAACUGACUAUGCAGCCGGGGUGGGAGCCCAGGUGCACCUGCCAACGUGUAAGACGCUUAUGCAUCUUUUCAAAACCGUGGCAGCCUCACCUCAGGCAGCACUUCACCGGAUGUCCAGCACGGGAAAGCCAAACUUACAAGAGUGGACAGACGCCAUCCAGGACUGGAAGUGGGGACUUUCCAAGUCACAGAUAUCCGGAAUGUUCCAUGGCAUCGACUCAGCGAUGGACGGGCAGGUCGAUAUUCAGGAGCUCCUCCAGUGUUUCAGGCACGGAGAGUACGAAGGGCACUUCUGGCAGACGGCAAGCCCGAAACCGGCUGCGGCAAGCGUGCAGGUUGUUCAGGGCCAUCAUCAGUACAACUGCUACGAUGGCCUGGACAUGUGGCGGUUCGAUUGGUCAAACGAGAAGAAGGUGUCAUGCAGCCUCAUUAGCGCGAGCGAGUUACGUGGAAGCCUCAUCCCUGGGCUGACACCCUUCCAGGUGGUCCAGCGGCUGGACACUGAUGGAGACGGAGUGGUCAGUCGCAAUGAAUGGCUGGGAGCCGCAACUGGGUUUGCCAGUCAGACCCCAUUUGCCAAAACCCUGAUCGAGCCUCGUGCAGAAUUCGCCUUCAAGUCCAUGGAUGUGAGUCAGGACGGGAAUCUCAACCCAAGAGAUCUGGCAAAUUCGCUUGGUCUGCGUGAUGACAAGUCGCCUUUGGAACUUGGGUCGAGUGGCUUGCCAAGUGUUUCUGCAACUGGCCUGAAGCAGCGCGUCUUGGCAAGAUGGUCCACGCUGUCCAAUGCCUUUCAGAAGAUGGACAGAGACCAUAACCACAGGCUAAGUCGUGAAGAGUUUGGGGCUGGCCUGGCAGAAGUGCGCCCGCCUAUUGAUCAGCCCUCAGAGCUUGCACGACUGUUCCAGGGCAUUGACGCGCUACGGGAUGACAGAAUCACCCCUCCAGAGUGGCACGGCACCAUGCAGAGUGAAACGCUCUUCCAGAGCCCGGAGGCUUUGCAGCACUUGCUGCACACGGGCUCAGCCGGUGGACCAGAUGGCUGGAUCCACACAUCGCCAGAGCCUGCAGAAUCCCUACAAGGGGGCAGCCCUACACCACAAGGAUCCCAGAAAUCCGCACAGGUCAAGGGCAGUAGCAGUGGAGGUUUGCAGGACUUGACCAGCCAUUUGGAGGAACUGUCUGCCCAGGCAGAAGGCAAGUUUCGACAGAAGGCUGUGGAAUGGGCUGGGAGCAUGAAAAAUGCUUGCAUUAGAAUGGGUGUGCUCAGAGAUGACAUCUCGCAGAGUGCAUUUCAAUCAGCCGUUGGAGGAUUCGAGCCGCUUCUGGCAGAGCAGAGCUCAAGUGAAAUCUUUAAGCAGAUGGAUGAAGACAAAAACGGCCUCAUCAGCGGUGAGGAGUGCGUCCUGUCAGAGGAGGAGCUACGCAAAAAGCUCGCAUCAGUGAAAUCCUUGCGAAAUUUGUUCCGUGAUGCUGACGUCGACAGCGAUGGCCAGCUGUCGCGAGACGAGUUUGCAAAGCUCGGAAAGCUGUUGAGCAAAGGGUCUUCGGGAGGGAAGUACGCAGCUUUUUUUGAUGACAUGGCUGCCGCUGGCAAGCCACCUCUCACACUGGCUGCCCUGGAGUCAAUGGCGGGCGCGCCCAGUUCCUCCAAGCAGGUCUUGUCUAAGGAGGAUGGGGCAAAGUAUACGCUUCCGGCAAUCAUCCACGGCAAAUGCAUCCUUUCAGUGAAAGGGGACAACCUCCCUUCUGGUUUGAGCGACAAGGUCGGGCAGAGUUUGUCAACAACUCUGUCCCAGCAGCUAGGGGUGACGGUCAGAGUUGCAGGGGCGCAGGAGCAACAGGGCACAACAUCGACAGAGUUCGACGUGUUGUACACCUCCAAGACGCAGAACGGUGCAGAAGUCAUAAGCAAGCUGCGAAUGAGUGCUGACAUCAUCCAGACAGAACUGCAACGAGCAGUGGAAGCGGUGGUAUCAGCUUCUGCCAGUGCCUGGUGCAGCAGCACAAUGGAUUUCUAUGGUCCAAAGGCCGGAGCACUCCCCAGAGGCCAAAAAGUAAUGCAGGAAUUCGGUCAGCUCGCCGGCAAGCCCAAAGAGAACGGCUUCCCGUAUGUGGCGGCACGGUGA
This is a messenger RNA of Symbiodinium pilosum, 2269 nucleotides long. Lineage: Eukaryota; Dinophyceae; Suessiales; Symbiodiniaceae. The record is from the annotation of a GenBank genome assembly.